GAGCGGGAAAAGCUUAAAAGCGCGGCGCUGCGGGCGUGUGGGACUUUUCUUUACCGAAGUAAAUUCAGUGCUCUGUGUGCACCCGUGUCACGGAGUACGUCGGAAUAAGUCCUGAUAGACAAGCGGUGGGAUAAAGAGAAAAAAGCACGUGUUCGCUUUUUUUCGCGCAUUUAGAUUUCCUUUGCUGUGAUAUAGAAAGAUAAAACUUUUAGCGCGAGAGAAGUUGAAUACUUCCUUCCCUUUGCAGCAUUGUUUAGUUUGGGUUCGUCUCACUACCACUCCCCCAUCUCGAAGACGUUUGUCAAGAUCUUCUCCCCACGAACUAUUUUGGAACGCGGAUUGGAACCCAAAGAAUCCAAGCCAAGGUCGGUUUACUUGCCUAUUGUCGAGAGGGUUGCGCCUUUUGUUUUCGACGUCAUUUCUGCAAAGCAAAAGAGAGUCGUGUCUUUAUGGAAAAGGAUUUCUCGGUCCGAUGGUUCUAAAACUAGCCCUAGUUCCUAUGGAGCAAGAAUUCGAAUUAAAGCAAGACUUUGAGUUGAAUUCUCUAGAUGAGAAUCUGAAGCAAAGGAUGGAGAGUGUCCACCUUUCUUCUGAGAACAUAAACUGUUGCAGCUCAUCCGAACAAAGAAAUGGACAAGUGAAUAUGGAGCAACAUUUACAGCAGCAUCAAGGAGCAGGGGUUCUCCAGUAUCCAGGGGUAGAAAUGCAUUGCCCUGCCGUGGGUUCUCUGCCAGGUGGCGGUAGACGAGCUGUCGUACUGACUGGUAGCACGCCAGGAUUUGCGCCAGAUUAUCAUCAUCCCAGUUUUCCACCGUCUCCGCCUUCCGUAGCAGCCGUACCCGGCGAGAGUCCCGCGAUGCAGCCCGACGGCCGCACUAACCUGUUGGAGGAAAGCAUGCUGUGGCUACCAGCGCAACCACUUGAUCUCCGGAAUUCUGAUGACAUCGAGAGCUGGAUGCUUAGACGUGCGUAUGGUGACAUGUUGACCUCACCGCUUGGCAUUGAUGACCACCAGCAUGUCAUACAGCAACAACAACAUAUACAGCAGCCAAAGAUGAACUCUUGUAUGAAUGGUUAUGGAGGAAGCGUAGAAUCUGUUCCAGGUUCUUCGUCAUCAGGCUCAUUCUCAGCCAGCGAUGACUGUGAUUCUCUGACUGAUAUACCAUCGCCAUCUUUCAAUCAUGUUUCGAAUGGCGGUAACAGUUCUCCUGGAUCCAACGCAAGAUCCAUGAUGCGGUUGACUGAUCCUACUGCUGAAAUUGAUGGUGGACUGAAUGAUGAACAGCUUAUUGCUUUAUCGGUCCGUGACCUGAACAGAAAACUUCAUGGUUACCCACGCGAUGUCAUAACACGCAUCAAACAAAAGCGAAGGACUCUGAAAAACAGAGGUUAUGCCCAGAACUGUAGAACAAAAAGAAUUGCCUUAAAAUGUUUACUAGAGAAGAAUAAUCAGGCCCUCCAAAUGGAACGGGACCGAUUAUUAAGAGAAAGAGAAGCAGAAAGGCAGCAAAAAGAGAAAGCAAUACUUGACCGAGAUAAAGCUAUACAUGACCGAGAUAUAGCCAUUCAGGAAAGAGACUUUUACAAGCAACAGCUCAAGCAACAACUUUCCCUUGCUCGAUCCCGCGAAUUCUCACAACAGGGUUCUCUGUCCAGUACAAAUGCCAGCAGUCCAAGCUCUCCAGAAUUUUAUAUAUGACAUCAUAGUGGGGUGACAACAGAAGAAUGGCGAUGAUUUAUUGGUUCUGAAUCUUGACCAAUUGUUGGAAUCCCCUGAAAUGAAAGAAUGAAGGCCAGGACACCCAAGAGAAAGAUAUUCUCACUUCACUUUUAAAACUUUACUGAACGAUUUGUUACCUCUUUACAUUUGUGAACUUGCCGAAACAACGGUAAAGGUGACAGAAUUAAGUGCCGAAACAGUGGAGAGCUUGUGCGCUCCCAGAAUAAAACUGAAAUUUUUGAAUACAAAGACGCAAAUAACCACCGCACAGGAGAAGCAAACAGACAAAGGAGACUUUAUGCAUUAAAAGAAGGCAUUUCACUCUUUCGAACAGAUAUUGAUGCUUUACAGUGUACUCUACUUUUGUUUGUCUUAGAAAAAAAAAAUCUGCUUGCAAAUAUACUCUGAACUCUUGGAGAUUUCACAGAGCUCAUUGGCAAUGAAAAUAAAAACUGUGAUUGCCAUUUCUAUUUAGAAAAUAUCGACUGUAAAUAUUGCAGAACUUUACUUGGUAAAUGCUGUAAUUUCAGUUCAUGUGUGACUGAAUCCACUGAAAUGUAUCUGUAGAUGCAUUUGAAAAAUUUAAUGUUAAAAGGCAGAAAGCUUUCUAAUUGAAAAUAUAAAUUCAAAUAAUAUGUUCAAGAAACUGUUGUCGAACUAUUGACACUCUGAUUCAUUUUCAAAAAAUGUUUAUCUGGCGUAUUUGACGACAAAAAUGAUAAUGCAACAGUUAUGCCAAUUUUACCAAUCCUAUAUUUUUCACAUUUCUCUUCUUUAUAGUGUCUUUCUUUUAUUAUAACUUGGUUGUCAGAACUUAUUUUCAUUUUCAUUAGUUUGAAAAAAGCAGGAGAAAUUUAAAUAUUUCUGAAAUUAUAUAAAUAUUAUUAGUAGCUAUAAGUAAUUUUUUCCAAAAUAUUUUGCAAUAUGUAAUUCAAAUUGACGAAAAAAAAUUUAAUAUAUUCUGAAAAUUUUCACUUGAAAUUCUUCGUUAAAUUUCGUUUAAAUGAAAUUAAAUUAUUAUUCAUAAAUUAAAAAAAUUAUUCAUAAAUUCAAAACAUUUUUAGCUAACUAUUUAAUGUUUUUGAGUUAUCACUUCAUAAAAAAUGCUGAACAAUUAUAAUUCCUUAGUUGUAUUUAUUUUUUUCUCUUAAAUUAAUAAUGCGUUGUCAGACUUCCGUAAAUAUUAAAUUUGAAGUGAAUCCUACUCUUCAAUAAUCUAAAAAAAUGAAUAAGACGAGUAAUUUUAUGGUCUUUAUUAUUCCUAUUUUACAUACGAAUUUGAUAGAAAUUUCACGUAGUAGACAACUAUUUUGAGCAGAAAUAUGUUUCUGCUCUUUCGAGUAUUAAAUUUGCUACGUGUAAAAAAAAGGAAAAAAAGAAAAAGAAAUGUUAUUUUUCUAAUUGCUGUGAUACCCACCGUCUGGAGAAUGUGAAACGUCUAUGGAAUACUUUUUCAGAUAGUUUAAUAUUUCUGGUGAAUAGUUGAAUGCCUUUAUAAAUAAUUUUUAAAAAAACAUGGUAGAAUAAUUUAAAAAGAUCUAAUUCAGGGUAAAGAUAUUACUUUUCUUGUUAAAAAAAAUUGUUCAAUAGUAAGUAUCACAGGGUUUUUUUUGUGAACAGUUAAUAAUUUAAUAAAAUAUAUUAUACUUCCCACCUUUAUUAAAUAAGAUGCUGUUUAAGUUGGUAAAGGUAUUUGCCCUUUUCAGUUAUUCGAGAAAACUAUCCCACCUUUUAAAGGAAAACUAUACUUUCCUAUUGUAACUAAAAUAAAGGCGACACAUAUUUAUUUAUUAAAAGCCGUUUUAAUCUGGGAGAACUAAGUUAACUUAUAAUCCAAACCUUUAAUUAAAAUACUUAAAAAAAUCUCCUGCAAUAAAAAUUAAUAUCGUAUUCAAUAAUUUCAUUUCAAAACAUCGUUUUCACUUCUUUAUAGAUCUUUUAGAAAACUGAUGUAAUUUGCUUCUAAUAUUGAGGAAUAUUAUAAUUGUUUAUGUGAAGUGCUGUCUAACAAUCCCUUCAUAUAGAAGUUCAUUAAAGACGUAAAAAAACUUUUAUUUAGUACCAAUUUCAAGGAUGUUUACUAAUCUCGAGUGAUAUUAAAAAAAAUGUUUUUGGACUUAUUUCUGAUGUAAAUGUUUUGUGAAAUAUGGUUUGUGUUUUUAUGUUUUGUUAAGUUUAUAUUUUUGUGCAAUUUAAGUUAGCUCUAUUUUGGAGUCAAAUUAUUGGUUCAAAGUCCUAUUGUGUUGAGUUUUGAUAUUUUUUCGUCGGAAAAAAGUAUAUAUAUAAAUAAUUUUCUCAAAUGUUGUGAAACUAUUCAGAUUAUUUUCGAAUAAGUGAUAACUAAAAAAAAAAAAUCUUGUAAUAUGUUGUGUAAUUUAAUUAUUGGUCUUUUUAUUUCAUCCAUGUAUAUUAAUAUCAGAACUAUUUUUAAUCGGAUAAUAAAAAUAGCGUCAUUGAAAUAUUGAAUAAUUUUUACAUGUAUUUCUACGAGAUAUAGAAAAUUAAGUACGUUGUAAAUUUUUUUCAACGUUCUAAUUUUUCUAGUAAAGCGUUUUCAGGAUUUAAAUUAUUAAAUUGAUAGAAAAUUGAAUUUUGUGCUAAACUUGUGUGCAUUUAAGCUAGUAUGACAUCCUAAAUAACUUGCCUAACAGAAAAUAUCACUUUUAUGUUUCUCUCGUUUGAAUUGUUUUGUUGCAGGGAAUGCAAGUAAUUUGUUUCUACCACCGAUAACCUAGAGAUAAACUCUAGCUUAUUGUACCAAUUAUUUUAAAUUUUUGUUACUAUAUUGUCUUUUGUUUAGUUUCAUGUUACACGAAAUAAACUUUGUUAUUAUCCUUGGAA
Messenger RNA from Argiope bruennichi, 4561 nucleotides. Its product is annotated as transcription factor Maf-like. Gene Ontology annotation, molecular function: DNA-binding transcription factor activity, RNA polymerase II-specific; RNA polymerase II cis-regulatory region sequence-specific DNA binding. Lineage: Eukaryota; Metazoa; Arthropoda; Arachnida; Araneae; Araneidae. The record is from RefSeq and is a predicted model, not a curated record. Gene Ontology annotation, biological process: regulation of transcription by RNA polymerase II. The transcript has 2 exons. Bases 473 to 1699 code for a protein of 408 amino acids. Gene Ontology annotation, cellular component: nucleus.